This is a messenger RNA of Camellia sinensis, 946 nucleotides long. Lineage: Eukaryota; Viridiplantae; Streptophyta; Magnoliopsida; Ericales; Theaceae. The record is from RefSeq and is a predicted model, not a curated record.
CGUAUGAAUUUUAGGUAUGCUAUAGUAGAGGAAUUGGCAGGAUUUGGUGCCACAGUGCAUACAUGCUCUAGGAAUAAAAAAGAGCUGAAUGAGAGACUACAAGAUUGGGAAAGUAAGGGAUAUAAAGUAAGUGUCUCAGUAUGCGAUUUGUCAUCAAGAGUUCAACGAGAGGAACUUAUGAAAACCGUCUCUUCUGUCUUUGAUGGCAAACUCAACAUCCUUGUGAACAAUGCUGCAUUAGCUCUACUAAAAAAAAAUACAGAAACCACCGUAGAAGAUUUCUCAAAGAUAAUGAGAACUGAUGGUGAGCCCCCUUACCAUCUCUGCCAACUUGCUCAUCCCCUCUUAAAAGCAUCUAGAUACGGAAGUAUCGUCUUCAUCUCCUCCGUCGCCGACGUUACUGCUUUGCCUGCAGUUUCAGUCUAUGCCGCAGUUAAAGGUGCAAUCAAUCAGCUAACAAGGAACUUGGCUUGUGAAUGGGCAAAGGACAACAUUCGCACCAACACUGUAGCCCCAUGGGCUGUGAAGACUACAAUUAUGAAACCAGAGGAAGUUGAACAAUCCAUUUCUGAUGCAUAUAUGCAAGUGAUGUUACGAACUCCUCUCCGUCCCAUAGCAGAGCCUAAUGAGAUUUCAUCGUUGGUAGCAUUCCUUUGCCUUCCUGCUGCUUCGUACAUCACCGGACAAGUCAUUUGUGUUGAUGGUGGAUAUACAGCAGGUGGCUCCUAGGAAACUGAUAUCUCAAAAAAAAUAUUUUAAGUGCACAUAAUUUGAUCAUAGAAUUAGAUAUAAUAUAACUGUUUUGUAUGGGGUGAGACUUAUUCAUUUGGUUGGGCUCACUCAAUAUAAAAGAGUUAUGUCUGAUUAUGUGAUCAAGUUAUGUGCACUUAAAAUGAUAUCAAUGUAAAAGAAUAUCUCCAAUAAUAUAAAAUAUUGUGUUAUUUUA